Molecule: messenger RNA, 2435 nt
Organism: Triticum aestivum (bread wheat)
Lineage: Eukaryota; Viridiplantae; Streptophyta; Magnoliopsida; Poales; Poaceae
Exons: 4
Coding region: 371-2266 (631 amino acids)
Source: RefSeq, a predicted model, not a curated record
AUCUAGAUGUAUUUUAGUUGUAGAUACAUCCAUUUUUGUGACAAGUAAUUCCGAACGGAGGGAGUAGAUUUUUAGUAACUAGUUACACCAGCUAGCCUUCUGCUGUUUGUCACUUGAAUGCAGAAAAAAAUCAAGCAUUGGAGACAUCCAUUUUUUGUCAUCGAUGAAAACUUCUUUAUGUACUUCACAUAAAUUCUUCUAGUAAAGACACUUCUCGAUUUAUGUUUUGUAAUGUAAGGUGAAUGAUUGCGGUAAAUCAUAUUAUACAAUUUGAACCUAAGUAUCAAAUGUAUAGUUUAAAUAUGCUUGCCCGUCUUGUGGUCCUUUCACAAGAUCAUAUUGGCUAAAUAAGAGUAAGAAAUUUUGUUAUAUGGGUCAUCGCCGAUGGCUACCACAGAAUCAUGUAUUUCGGAGACGAAAGAAGGAGUUUGAUAACACCGAAGAGAUGGAACUUGCACCUAUAACAAUGAGUGGUAGCUCAGCUUUGAGGAUGUUGCAGGGCAGAGUGUUUGUCUUAGGAAAAAAGGUUGUUGUGGCAAAGAAAGGGAAAGGGAAAAAGAAGGGCAAAGACAGUGAAAAAGGAACUGAAGGUCCUGAAAAACAGAAGCGUAAAAGAGCGCCUAACAAGAAAUCAGGUAACGUCGCACGUAAACCUGAAAAGAAGCCUGAGGAUUGUUUCAAAAAGAAGUCGAUAUUCUUUGAUUUGGAAUACUGGGAGCACAACAAGUUAAGGCACAAUCUAGAUGUCAUGCAUAUUGAGAAAAAUGUCUUUGAAAAUUUAAUUGGAACCUUACUGGAUAUUGAUUCUAAAACAAAGGAUGGCCUUAAUGCACGACUUGACUUGGGAGAAAUUGGAAUUCGAUCUAGCCUUCAACCUCAUGAAGGUGAUAAGGGUAAAACUGAAUUGCCGCAUGCACCUUUUAAUAUGUAUAAAGAAAAGAAGGAGAUUCUUUGUACAGUGAUUAAGAAUUGUAGGACACCUGAUGGUUGUGCAUCAAACUUUUCAAGGUGUGUGAACAUGAAAGAAUUGACAUUGACUGGCCUCAAAAGCCACGACUGCCAUGUUAUUCUACAAGACAUCCUUCCUGUGGCACUUUUACACUGUUAUCCCAGUAAAGAUGUCAUGAUAUUAGUUGUUGAGCUGGCUAAUUUCUUCAAGAAACUAUGCUCCAAAGUGUUAGAUUUCUCUGAGCUUGACAAACUGCAAGAGAGUAUUGUGAAGACACUUUGUAAUAUGGAAAAGGUUUUUCUUCCAUCGUUUUUUACUGUCAUGGUACAUUUAAUGGUGCAUUUAGUUGAAGAAGCUAAACUUGGUGGCCCGGUGCAUUACAGGUGGAUGUACCCUCUAGAGAGAUCAUUUGUUUGGCUAAAGUCACUUGUGCGCAAUAGAGCUUAUCCUGAAGGUUCUAUUGCUGAAGGAUAUACUGUUGAAGAAUGCUUGACCUUUUGUUCAAGAUUUCUAGAAGGAACCACACGUUUCACAAGAACAUCUAGGAACCCUGAUCCUUCAGAUAAUACAAAGGGCAUGUACAUGUUUGAUAGUGUUGGUGAGCCAAUUGGAAAGGCUGUCACUAUAGGCCAAUUGGACGAUCAGCUUCUAGUUCAAGCACAUCGAUGUGUCUUGCGACACUCUGAUGAGCUUGAUGAUCUCCGUAGAGAAUUUGUGGACCAAGAGAAGAGGAAACCGGGUAACUUAAAUUUGACGGACGAUGACAAUGAGGAUUUGAUUAGUAGACACUUUGCUGACUGGUUGGAACAAAAGGUUAUACUAGAUGAUGGAUCGGAUAUCACAGAACAGAUAAGAGCAUUAGCCGCAAAACCAAGCAAAUGCGGGGUGCGCUAUAGUGGCUAUAUAAUUAAUGGUUUCAGGUUUCAUACUAUCAGUCGCGAGACAGGACGCGUGACACAAAAUAGUGGUGUCGUGAACCUUGCUGAAAAUGGUGUGUCCUAUUAUGGUCGGUUAUCUGACAUCUUUGAAUUGUCAUACAAAGAUUACAAGGUGGUCUUCUUUAAAUGUGAUUGGUAUGAUGUUCAUCACAAAGCUGGUAUUAUAAGAGAUGAGUUUGGAUUCACUCAUGUGAACUUCUCCCGAAAAAUACAUACAGGGGAGAAGUUAGAGGAUGAUCCUUUUGUAUUUUCUUCCCAAGUGGACCAGGUCUUCUAUAUUCAAAAUCCGAGAAGUGAGAAUUGGAAUACCAUGGUGAAAUUCAAACCUCGUGAUAUUUUUGACAUGGGUGGAGAACCAUCUUCAGAUGAAACAGAGUAGUCUUUGUGCUUUUAGCUUGUUACUGCAGCUAAGAUAUAGGUUGAGCACUUGUCAUCCAUGCUCCUAGGUAGAAUUACUCCAACAUAAUUAUUCCAGCUGGGUGGAUCUUCUUCAGAAUGUAUUGUUCCCUAUGUGACUCUGUGAUGAACGAGCCUAUGGUCUUUUUUUU